Molecule: messenger RNA, 5964 nt
Organism: Caenorhabditis auriculariae
Lineage: Eukaryota; Metazoa; Nematoda; Chromadorea; Rhabditida; Rhabditidae
Source: the annotation of a GenBank genome assembly
AUGUCGGUAACAACCAAGAAGAGGAAGUCGGACGUUAAAGUAAGUUUAUCCUAAAAAAAUUUCCGUUUUUAUAAGUCGAAAUGUAGGCCUCACGUAGCAAAAGUCUCAGAAAAAAUUACUGUUUGAAAGUUUAAUUCGCACAUGAUAAAAAAAAACCAGUACCUACUUAGACAAACCAGCAACAAAAAUCCUGUAAAAAUAGUUCUGAGAAUUCUAAUAGACUUAAAAAUUGUUGUACGUGCAUAUAUCAUUUAAAUUCGUUAAUCAUUCUCAUUUGCUUUGUAGCUUGAUACAUGCGGCAGUACGUCCUGCGAAUUGCCGUCGAAGAAGGAGAGGCCAUGGUUUGAGGUCCGUUCCGGAACAUUGUUGCUGUGAAAUCAUAAAAAUGUGUUUUAAGAGCGCCGCGGAUGACCAAAAUCAAAUGCAUACGGGACGUAAAAGUUGGCUUGGCGGCCUUAAAAAAAUGCUCAAAAGCACUUCAACACUUAAAGUGAGUAUUAAAGUCAUUCAAUAUGGAUGCAAUCUGUUUUUAAAGGUGAGAAAUAAAGAAGGAUCCUCUUCGCAGUUGGAUUACGGCGUCCAAAAUCAAAGCGAUGUUUCGCAAAUCUCGCACGCCAGUGAAUCGGUAUGAAUCAAAUGAUUCAUUUGUGAAUAAGACUUAUUUUUCUCAGAGCGCCGUCUCCGAUGGAAUCGCCGUUAACUUACAAAGAAACGCGGAUUUGCGAGCUUUUGUCCACAAUGAAGCCCAUUUACCGCUGGCGAAAAGUGUCAGUAAUAAUGAUCAAGUUGAGCCUGAGGCUGUGGAUGAUAUCAGCGUGGUGAGAUUUUUAAUAAUUUCUCAUUUUUUGUUGUGGAAAAAAGAGGAACGAACUCAGGUUUCUUCAAGGAGUCCAUAGAAAAAGAAUGCUACAAAUGAGAAAAUACUAAUGCUUCUUUGAUGGUCCCUUAAGGAAGACCCAUUUCUGUUUUCAUUGUAGUGAAUUGAAAUUAUCUUGUUUUUACGUUGAAGUAGCAUAUAUAAAUUUCGUGAAGGACAAGGAAGAGUUUUUAUUUUUUAUUUUCUUUCUAUCUCCUUCAAAGCUUCUGCAUUUUCAAACACAUCUGCAAGGGAGGUUUUUUAUUGAUAUUUUCACGAAUUUGCUCGAAUUUCAAUGGUGUAUACUAUUUCUUGUUCAUUUUCUUACCACACGCACUUUUAAAACUUUCUUUUACUAGCUUUUUUUUAAAUUUUUUUACCGAAUGGAUAAAGUUAAAGAAAGUUUUUUAGGUGGAAUCAAAUACGAGUUCGGCUGGAAUCAAAGAUGAACACGUCGAUUCGCUCAGCGUCGCUUCCUACUGCACCCCACAACGUCUGAAACGGGGAUCUGCCGGCCGAAUUUCGUCCCGAAGUGUUCCCGAGUCUUAUGACAUUGAUACACCCUUGGUUCGAGGCCUGUGCAAUAGGUUUGAGAUUAUUUCAAUUUUCUUUUGCUCGUCUAGUUUUUUCGAUCAUAAAAAGUCAUAAUAUUACUAUUGUCUUUGUCGCAUAUUUAGAAGAUCGGAGAAAAAACAAAUGUUCAAAAUUAGACGCACAACGGUCCCUUUUUUGCACCUUUUCGGCUCAUUUUCAGGCCCUCAAGUUACGCUCUUAGAUUAAGCUUUCAGCUCAAAAACUUUAUUUAAAUCUUUGCUAUUUAAAAUUUGGAAAACUCAGAGGACUAGUUUUACAACUUUUAGCUCUUUGUUUGACCGUUUUGAAUGUGUCAUUCCGACAUUUUUCUUUCGGUUUUUCAUAAUAUAUUAUUUCAGCGUCGUCCGCCGCGCCCAAUCUUCAAUUUCCGAUGUCGGAGGGGUGUUUUCAAGGCAAAGAUCCUUGAGAAUGCGUGAGCGGAUCAUCACGGCUGCUUCGAUGGAAGACGUUCCCGAGGAAGAAGUCGUCGAUCACCGGAACCCGCGUCUCGAGCCGCCCGUCGAGGAGGAACACUUUGUCGAUGGCCAGCAGUUCUUCGAUAACUUCUCCUCUGCUGAGGAUAUCAAUACCUCUGACCACUCACAUACGCCUUCUUCUAUGGUGACGCUCUUCUUUUCUUGAAGAAAUUAUUUUGAUUAGUUUCAGGGCCGCCGCCGAUCCCUCUGGAAGGUGAAGUCGUACCUGUUUGGUAAUAAUAAGUCGGGCAAAGCGCGUGAUUCUCCGUCGGGCAAUUCAGUUAGUGGGACGUCGAUGUUUUGUGGUGAGUUUGAGAAAGGGGAUUAAGUUUAGAAAUGAAGGACAAUUUCAACAAAAAAAUGGUUCUUAAAAAAUGGUUCUUGGAAAUUCCAAAAUUUCGAGCUAACAAUUGGCAGUCCCAAUUUUUAAAUCGAAAAUUGGCAGUCCCAAAGUUUCAAGCUCAAAAUUGGCAGUCCCACAUUUUCAAUCGAAAAAUUGGCAUACCAAAACUUUUCUAGCUGAAAAUUGGCAGUCCCAAAAUUUUAAGCUCAAAAUUGGCAGUCCCACAUUUUCAAUCGAAAAAUUGGCAUACCCAAACUCUUCUAGCUGAAAAUUGGCAGUCCUAAGUUCGAAGAAAUAAUUUUUCCAGAAGACGGCGAGCCGCAACCUCAACUGGAUGACUCGUUAGUGAUGGAAACGAAAAGUGUUUCCCGUCGCGCCUCCCUCUCCUCGAAUAUCUUGCCAAAUCCGAGCGUCGCCGUUGGAUCCAGCAAGAUGAAGCGGAAUCCAACGAGUGCUUCGAAUAUUCAGAGGAUUUCGGCGCUUUUCCGAAAGUCUUCACAGACACAGGGUUUGUAUAUUAGCGUAUAGGAAAUGAGCAGAAAUAGUGUUCGAAGUCAUAAAAAAUAAUUAUAAAUUUCUUUUUUUGGAGAAAUGGUUGUUUUUGGUGCCGUUGAGCCUUUUUUUACAGCUUGAAAAAAAGCAAAUUAAAUUUAAAAAAGUUUGGGUGAAAAUAAUCUUCUGAAUUAACGCUUCAAGAUAUUAUUAAAGUUCUUACCUUUCAUUUUUUUUUUGUUGUUCUUUUUUUAAAAUUAUCUAUCUAUGAAAAAUAAAUCUAGAGGAUCGAACGACUCCCGAGAAGAAAAAGAACAAUACAAUUGUGAGGCGUGGGAGCAGCUUAUUGAAAAUUGGUAUAGAUUCAGUCUGAAAAUUUGAAUAAAUAUCUUUUUUUUUCAGGAAACGAGACGAAUCGAAGAAAUACGCUUGGAAAUUGCUCGAUGAACGAGGGGAACACGACGUUGAACACGAGCAGAGCACACAGGCGUGAGAACGAAAUUCGAGGUGAGUUUUGGAAAUUUCUGAAAGACGACAAAAAACGUAUUUAUUCUGUUCAAUAAAAUACAGGCAGGGAAAAAUAGUCAGUUUUUCUGUUAUGUACUUGUAAUUUGGGACUGCCAAUUUUAACCCGUAAAAAUUUUGGGGCUGCCACUUUUUUCCUGUGGAAAAUUUGGGACUGCCAAUUUAUGCGUUCAAAAAAUUUGGGACUGCCAAUUUUGGCGUUUAAAAAAUUUGGGACUGCCAUUUUGUUCGUAAAAAAUUUGGGGCUGCCAAUUUUUGCGUUCAAAAAAUUUGGGACUGCCAAUUUUGGCGUUUAAAAAAUUUGGGACUGCCAAUUUUUUGCUCCUAAGUUUUGGGACUGCCAUUUUGUUCGUAAAAAUUUUGGGACUGCCAAUUUUAGCUUGAAAAUGUUUCGACUUCUAAUUUCAAGAAAAACAGCUUAUUCAACACAUCUUGGAACAGUUUGAGCCUUUAAGUCGUAAAAAAACCGAUUAUUUUCUUUUUCUCAACGUUUUUCAGUAUAAUUGUUGUUUUUGAGAUCGUGUGCGAAAGUUUGUCAAUCACAUUACGGUCAGUGAGCACACGGCGACAGAACUCAUCCAAAUGUUUGGUGAAGAAAAAUCGAGAAGGCGAGCCAGGUUGAAUGAUUCGAAUGACACGGUUUUCGUUUUCAUUAACAAGCUUUUUAUCAUUAUUUUGCUAUAUUUCAGGUUGAUAUGCCUGAAAUUGAAGAAGGACCUGGUUUCGACGCUGUUGCUGUUGAUGUCCUGCCUGAUGGGAAGCCUUGUAAUACAAUGGAGUUUGAUAGAAAAUUAUUAAUUUGUUGAUUUGAAGUUUCAACAACGGCCAGCGCAAUAGUGACUGACGCGAUGGCUGGAAAAAUUCGCUACGAAAUUGUCAGUUCUUUUCCGGCUGAGGGCGGUGGAUCGUUAAUUGGAUCUGAACCUGGUAAGGAGGCCAAAUAUGGGUUCAAAGAGAUUCAAUUUUCAGAAAAAAAAAUUUCUAGAUUUUACAAAGGAAGGAGUUCAACUUAGAAGUUGAAAGUUCCCUGAAAAUUGUCCAGAAAACUCAUCGAUGUACCAGAAAAAGUAUAUUCAGAGUCAAUUCCCUAGCUUAUGAGAAAACACCAAAAAGCCGAAGAAAACUUGAAAAAUCUGUUAUAAUAGACCAUUUUGUAGCUUUUAGCCUUCGUUUCAAGAAAAAUAUGAAAGUUUGAAAUUUGAACAUCCCAGGAUCUUUUUUGGGUUCAUCAAUUAGUUAUAUGGCCAAACUUUAAGAAAUUACAACUGUAGAAUAAAAUUACGUCUCUUUUUAGCUCAAAUAAAUGCAGAAUGUAAUUGUCCAAAGAUUCGCAGUUUGAAUCUUCCAGAAGUUUUCUUCGUCUGUCCCCAUUCGGCCUCUCAGAACCACCCGAAAGACGAAGAAGGCGAUGCGGCUAAUCGAGCGAUGCUGAUCAACGUCCGCAACGCGGUCAUGAAAGCCGUCACCUUGUGGGGAAAUACGACAUGCACGACGCCUUCUACCUUGGUUCUAAUGAAAUUUAUCGAUUAUUCAAUAAAGUUUUUCUGUUUUCCAGCUCGUGUACCCAAUGUUCUGCUCUUCGGAAGCCGAAUGGGACGCCCCGGAAACUGUCAAGGCCGUUUUUGACAUGCUCGACGCGAUUGUCAACACGAAACGGUGGCGGAAGGUUUGGAAAGAGGGAUUCUUAAAGAUUGCGAUCAAGAAAUUCGAGUUUUCUCGUUAUGAAAUCAAGGAUGAAUAGUCUUUCUUUUAAAAACAGAAAAAAAUAAGAAUUUCUGAACUAGAAAAGUCUUUAUCACCUUUAAAAUAACUCCAACGCUUGGAGUCCUUUUUCAUUUUAGAGAGAAUGGGUAAAUGUUUUUAAUUUUUAGGAUCACAGGAGCGGUCCCUAAAGGGGCACCUUAAAGACCCUUGAAGGUAAAAACCUCUCCCUAUAGGGACCACUAUAGCUCGUAAAAGGGACCUCUAAUGGGGAAAGUGAUAGUGAUUUGUUUUUAUGAACCUAUAAGAAGAAGCAUUCGCCCCUAUAGGGAUCACUACUUUGUCCCCUAGAGCAGCCGUUCUUUUAUCUGGCCUUUACAGACUCCUAAGAAAGCGUUGAUUUAGUUAGUGGUCUCUAUAGGGGAUGUGCAAGACUUUUAUUGUUAUGAACUCUAUGAGAGUCGGCAUUUCCAUGAGAAAAACCUAAUAUAUCAGCCAUUCUUGUAGGAGAAAUAGUUAAAACAGGAAUAAUCUAUCUAGUUUUAUUAAACACGUCUUUUAAAUUUUGAACAGUGAACGAAAAAUUAAAAGAACCCUGUAGGAACCACUUAGGGUCCAGACUCUAAGAGGGCGUAUCUUAGAAAAACAUAUUUUCGAGUUAUAAUGUUUUAAAAGAUUCGAACAACGUUUUUGCUCUAUAAUUUUGUGGAUGGCGAUCUUUGACACGUCAAAAAAAUCUAUUGUGAGAAAAUUUUUCUAGAAGUUUUGCGAGUACCUCAAGGAAAUUUCUGCCUAGUUUUACAAGAGUAAACCACUAGAAAAUGCUCUUUGUAGGGACCAAAAUGAGGAUUUUCCAGAACGGUACCUGCAUUCUCGCUGGCGUCACCAAGAACAACGGCCAACUUCUGAGGGAACGCUACGAGCAAAUGAAGACGUUGCUGGAGGAACACGACGACACGAGCAGCCUCGUUGAAACUGUCUACAUCAGCAAAGUUUGA